AUCUUCCUCUAGCUAGCUAUAGAUCCUGCGAAUCUUUAAGACCAAAUAUUAAAUGCAUUAUAGCACGUCCACUUUUGCACAUUUCAAACUAUGCACGUCAUUACGUUUAUGUAAUGUAGUUUGAGCUGGUAUUUGCAUACAGAGUUUAAAGAUUUUUUUCUCCUCCAGCUGAAUACAAGUCAAGAUCUUGGCUUUACUUGGAGCCUGUUACAGAACCAGACCAAGGAAUCCACAACACAACUAAAUAAGACGAGAAAAACGAAAUAUAAACAUUCAAAUGCUGGUUGGCUGUUAAAACCAUGUGAAUUAAACCCACACUUCAUCAAAGGAUUUGAACAUUUUCCUGAAUUACUAUGGAUAGCUCGUACAGAAGGUUUAACAAUAUCGGGGACGAAGAAGGAGCAACUUCUCAUAAAAUCCCGAAUGGGGCAGAUCCACUUCAGUUUGAAGCUUCUUCCGACCCGAAUUAUUUUGUGCCCACAGUUCCUGAAAAUAUUAUUGUACGACCUGCAACCACACCUCAAGCGAAGCUGAACAAUGACCAGAACCAAACGUCAAUGCCGAAGCAGCGACUCAGACUUCGAGCUCUCGAGACAGAGACGGAAUAUUUUCUUCGGCUUCUAAAUGUGACCACCAUAAAACGCUUACUCUGGGCUCAGAUGACGGCUUGCUGCGUAAUUCUUGUGACACAAGUACUUUUAUAUGCGAUUGCAUCAAAUGGAUAUUUUAAAGUUGUUGACUACACUGGAAUUGGCAUAUGGGCUCCUCUGUUCAUAUUUUCGGUGGGGUCGGGAUUGGCCCUUAUGGCUGUCAAGUCUCCGGCUGGUUGUAUCCUUGGCACUGCAAUGGGUUUCCAGAUAGCUUCGGCUUCGUUUGCAGUUAUACUUACCCUUUUAGCGAGUAUUUCACUCUUAACGCAUGGUAGAUGGGAUUAUCAUGAUGAUGUGUAUGAUCCAGAAGUUGGUGGACGCAUAAUUUGUUCGUUUAUGAUAUUCAGCUCGAUGGUUGUUUUCAUAACGUGCGUUUUCGUUAGUAUUCAAUUUUGCCGUGCGACCUGUUGUGGUAGAUCCAGAGCAAGCGAAGCCUUUCUCUUUGAUGUGGAGACAGUCAAAAUAUGAUCAUCUGUAUGCGCAUUAAAACUUUUUGAAAACCUUAUACCUAUUCAUGAGAUACUUCAUCUCAAGGGAUUUGAAAUAUGUCAGACUUAUUGUAACCAAGAAAAAAUGAGAUUUGUUCCUAAACUGAUGUUUCAGUUAACCGUAAUUCUUAUGAAUGUGACACUCGUCAAGCGUUUAAAGAUUUUAGGUUCAAUUAGUGUUUGAAAGCGUCUUUGUGAUGUUUACUAUAUUAAUAAUGUCCUCAUUUUAUGCAUAUGCAAAUAUCUACCUAACUCUUAAAGUUAAUCAUAAUUUGGUCGAUGCGACAUAGGAAACAAAAAUUCUUAUUUACAUUAUUUAACUAUAAUAAAAAUGCUUCACUGUAUUGCAUUAAGCUAAUGUUUCUUUGUAAAUUUUGAUAAGCAGUCAACGGAGCGUAGCUCGCAAUAAAUUGGUCCAUGGUCUAUAAUGGACUAUUUUGGUUCAGUGGGCAAUAAUAUUGGUACGAUGUAAGGGAAUAUGCCAUAUGAGAUUGAACUGACUAAAUAUAAUCUUGCAAAUGUACUGACAAUAACUAAAAUUCUCGAGUCUAUAAUGUGCAAUUAAAAUUUUGCUAAAACUUACCAGUAGUGUGAUUGUAUUUUUGCAACAUUGUCAUGAGGUUAAAGAAGCUGAAUUGAUUACUGGUAAAUAAAUUACAUAAGGUAGAACA
Folsomia candida is the source of this 1809-nucleotide messenger RNA. RefSeq lists its product as uncharacterized. The record is from RefSeq and is a predicted model, not a curated record. The coding region runs from base 354 to 1118 and encodes 254 amino acids. The transcript has 6 exons. NCBI's taxonomy places the organism in Eukaryota, Metazoa, Arthropoda, Collembola, Entomobryomorpha, Isotomidae.